AUGCACCUCUAAGACACAAAUCUUCCUUCUUCAUCUUCUUCUCUCUCUCUUUAUCAUCAAUAUUAAGAUUCUUGAGCUCUUUGAUGGAGAAGGAAGAAUGUAGCAGUAGUGAAUCCGGUUGGACGACUUACAUUUCAUCCCCCAUUAAAGUAGACGAAGAGGACGUCGUGGAUGAGGGCUAUUAUGAAGGCUAUAACAUCUAUAACUAUUAUAGAAAAGGCGAAAAUGAAGAAGAGAAGAAUAAAGAUAGCGAUGAUUCAAUGACCUCAGAUGCUUCGUCUGGACCAAGUUAUCAGCGGCAUCACCAAAAGAACAACAAAAGUGGACGAAGAGAAGCGUGCAAUUUGAAGAACGGGAAAAGUGAAGGAAAUAGUAAGAGUAAUGAUGAUCAUAAGAAAGCUGGUUGUUCAUACAAGAAGAAAGAGAAGAAAACGAAAGUAGAUAAGACUACCUAUAGAAUGAAGUGAUUAAUCUACGAAGGUUCAUUCUUUUCUUUCUUUUGGUCAAACGAAGGUUCAUUCUUUUAUUAUGUGCUUUGUUUUAUUCAGGAAGUGUUUUGAUUGAUGUAUAUAAUUAUUUACUUUGUUAUAUUCUGUAGUAGCUGUAGUCACUUAUUCUUAAAUUUGUGAAUCGAUAUUUCUGAGAGAGGGAAACUAGAUGAUGAUGUCUAAUUAAAUGUUGUCGUAAAUUAUACGUACAAUAUAUGAAAAGGGAAGAGAAACGCAUCUGUACUCGAAAACAGUUUUCAAUAAUUGCAUAUAUA
Molecule: messenger RNA, 763 nt
Organism: Eruca vesicaria subsp. sativa (arugula)
Lineage: Eukaryota; Viridiplantae; Streptophyta; Magnoliopsida; Brassicales; Brassicaceae
Source: the annotation of a GenBank genome assembly